AUGUUUCAACCAAAAGAGACUAUCAGCUUCACAAACAAAACUCUCCCUCUGCUGAUCAACGCUGAAAAUUUUUAUUUAAAAGAAACAAAGAAAGGAAUCAUGUUAAUGGCGAAGAAUGGUUCUCUGAACGAGAUGAAAUUCAUGACAAUUACUGUGAAUUCCUCAUCACUGUCCCGGCUUGGUGAUUGGAAAGCAAGGAAGCAACCGGAGAAUGAUUGCGAGUUCAUCGAGACGAAAAAUAAAGAAAACUGCUCAAUUUUCCAUUCGUCUUCUCGGAAAUCGGAUCGAAAAGUCGGGGCUUUUCUCGGGGACAAAGCAUUUUCAGAAGCUGAGCACUUAUAUUUGUUUAAAUGUGAAAACGACUGUGAAACGAGAACGAAAAACUCUUCAACAACAAAACCCAAUCACGUUUUGUUCAAGUGGAAUUCCGAUGGAUCAAAGUUGAUCCCAUUUGGAUCGUUGCAGAAAUUCUUGGACACGAAAAAGCUUCCAUUUUGGGAUGCCCUAGUUGACAUUUACGGAAAAGGUUUGCUUCUUUUGGGUGAAGCGGGCAAAAUGGAGCUCUGCGCGGUGAAGUUGAGCACAAAAAGGGAAACCGCUGAAUUUCUGGCCGAGAGUUGUUCCAAAAUUGGAAAGCUUCCCUGCUCCACAAAACAAUGCAAUUAUACGAUGAGACGAUGGGCUGCUUCCUACUAUCUUUUCAUCUCCGAACCAACAGAUCCGAAAGAGCCCAUCUACGUCUCCUAUUACAACAAAGCCCAGGAAAAAUUGCACGAUCAGCGAAUCGAGACCGUUUUACCCGUCAAAGAUCUAAACCUCUCUCCAUCAACCGUUUACUCGCUUGUCUCCGAAAAUGCAUCCGCAAAUGUUUACCUGAUGCCCGAUCGGAGUUUACCGCAAAGCGCACCGUUAAGUGGAACGAAAUACGCAUUCGAACAAGAUCUCGAAAGCGCGCAAACCCUUAUAACGAGCGUCGACAUUUGGCGGCAAAGGAAUUUUGGUGCAAAAAAAUUCUAUUUGAUUCCCGAUCCGGAUCUCCUUGGAUACGACGCAACUGUGCUCAGUAUUCGAAAUUUUCUGAACGACAUCACUCUCGAUGGAUUGAUUGAUAUGUUGGAGUCAGUGCGUAAAGGAAAAGCCACCGCUGAUACACCGUUGACGUAUGUGGCUCCACCAAUGGAACACAUCUCAUCAGCUCAUCCAGUGCCUAGAGUUACAACAGAAACGUUUAUCAAUCAACUCGAUCGCCCAUUUCGCAUGUGGUUGAAUGGUGAAAUUGAUGAGGGGCAAUUGAGGGGAUUCUAUCACGAGAACGUCCCAGAACCGGGUUCUUUACCUACACCCCCUCGUUCCUCCCAUUGGACACUCUAUUCACUGCUUUUACUGCUGUUGUUCACUGGUUUAUCUAUAGGAUUGCUUUACGGAUGUCGUAAUAGUGGUUGUCUUGCGAUCUUUCAACCAAAAGAGACUAUCAGCUGCACAAACAAAACUCUCCCUCUGCCGGUCAACGCUGACAAUUUCUAUUUAAAAGAAACAACGGAAGGAAUUAUGUUAAUGGCAACGAAUGGUUCUCUAAACGAGAUGAAAUUCAGGACAAUUGCUGUGAAUUCCUCAUUACCGUCACUGUUUGGUAAUUGGGAAGCAAGCAAGAAAUUCUUGGACAAGAAAAAGCUUCCAUUUUGGGAUGCCGGAGUUGACAUUUACGGAAAUGGUGUGCUUCUUUUGGGUGAAGCGGGCAAAAUGGAGCUCUGCGCGGUGAAGUUGAGCACAAAAAGGGAACCCGCUGAAUUUGUGGCCGAGAGUUGUUCCAAAGUUGGAAAGCUUCCCUGCUCCACAAAACAAUGCACUUAUACGAUGAGACGAUGGGCUGCUUCCUACUAUCUUUUCAUCUCCGAACCGACAGAUCCGAAAGAGCCCGUCUACGUUUCCUAUUACAACAAAGCCCAGGAAAAAGUGCACGAUCAGCAAAUCGAGGCCGUUUUACCCGUCAAAGAUCUAUCAUCG
Mesorhabditis belari is the source of this 2004-nucleotide messenger RNA. The record is from the annotation of a GenBank genome assembly. Lineage: Eukaryota; Metazoa; Nematoda; Chromadorea; Rhabditida; Rhabditidae.